AUGACUUCAACUAUGACUUUAUCUUCCACAGAUAUAACCUAAUAAUCACCUAGGCCAAGCUGUAAAAAGAGACCUUAGCUUUCAUUGUAGGUGAAUUUUUUAAAUAUUUAGAAGGUGGUUGAUAAGGAGGAUUAAGAAUAAGUGAUUUCUAAGUCAGCACAUAAAAUAUAGAGUAUUGAUACCUUCAGCUUCAAAGAGAUCUAAUCUGCAGAAACUCUUAAAAAUAUCUACGAUAACUACCAUUUCUUUAAGACUUUCUAUGAUACAUCAAUGAGAAGAUGCAAUAGACCUUAAAUGGAAGACCGUUAUUGUGCUUUGCUGUAGUAAAAAUAAAACCAGUUCAAGGAGAGCUUCUUUGGUGUCUUUGAUGGACAUAAAAAUUACGAAAUAUCAAACUUUUUGAAGAAUAAUCUAUAUUAAUCGAUACAAACUUAAAAUAGUUAUGAAUAAAAUAUAAAAGAGAGUAUUAUAUAAGCCUCUUUAAUGCUGGACAAAGAAAUAUAAGAGAUGAUUAAAGUUAGAAAUUUAAAAGGAGGAUCAACAGCAUUAUGUGCUCUAAUAAGAAAUAAAACAAUAAAUUUAUUAAAUGUGGGCGAUUCUAUUGCUGCUAUUGUUUCUUAUGAUGGAAUCAGAUAAAUAAAUGAAUAACAUCGUCCUAGCAACCCUAAAGAAUAAGAAAUUUUAAUUCAAAAGGGAGCUGUGCUUUUAGAGAGAAGUGGAGUAUCAAGAAUUAAUGGCGAACUAGCAAUUUCUAGAUCAUUCGGUGAUAAUGAAUUCAAAGAAUUCAUCACUUCAAUGCCUGAUGUAUACAGCUUUGAUAUUCAAAGCAAUGACUAAUAUUUACUUCUUGCUACUGAUGGAUUUUGGGAUGUAAUUAAUUUAGAAGAAGCAAAUUAUUUUAUUAAGCAGUGGGAAGUUGAAAAACAAGACAGAGAAAAUAUUGAUAAUCUAUCUUCAUUUUUGAUUAAUCAAGCCUGCACAAAAAUUACGAAUUUCAAGAAGGAUAAUAUGACUGUUUUAGUAGUAGAUUUGCAGUACUUGAAAUCCGAUUAACCUUUACUACUUUCAAGAUAUAGUCUGGAAUGA
Messenger RNA from Tetrahymena thermophila SB210, 1086 nucleotides. Its product is annotated as protein phosphatase 2C containing protein. The record is from RefSeq and is a predicted model, not a curated record. Gene Ontology annotation, biological process: protein dephosphorylation. The transcript has 5 exons. Gene Ontology annotation, molecular function: protein serine/threonine phosphatase activity. Lineage: Eukaryota; Ciliophora; Oligohymenophorea; Hymenostomatida; Tetrahymenidae.